AUGUUAGUUUACACAGGAAAAUUCAACACCGAGAGCUACGCCAUCAACGAGAACAUCUUCGUUGUUCUCCUUGAGGAUUGGGUUGAGCGCGGUGGCGUACUUGUUUUUUCGACCUUCACCAAGGAUGAUGCUGGAGUCGAGAAGCGCCCCUUUGACCUUACCACCCAAUACGUUCUCAGAUCGUCCGACUCUGACGUCAAGGCGUUCGCCAUCCGAGACCUCAACAACGAGGCCUUCUAUUGGUUCAACGCCACCCGGGGCACAGACACCAUCACUCUCAACCUCAACCAUGGCGAUCGGCUCAUUACUGAGGGCAUUGAACUGACCAAAUUAAACGCGAAAUGGAGAUUUUGUCGACAGGCUGGAAGGGAAUGGAGCAAGGACAAUUAGCUAUCUUGUGUUCGAUGUCGGAAUAGAUCAAAGUGUUUGCAUCCUU
Laccaria bicolor S238N-H82 is the source of this 436-nucleotide messenger RNA. RefSeq lists its product as uncharacterized. The transcript has 2 exons. NCBI's taxonomy places the organism in Eukaryota, Fungi, Basidiomycota, Agaricomycetes, Agaricales, Hydnangiaceae. Bases 1 to 390 code for a protein of 129 amino acids. The record is from RefSeq and is a predicted model, not a curated record.